CCUGCCCGACGGGACAAGCCGCGAGCGGCUCAACUCGACCAUCGCCAUCACUGUCUUCGCGCCGUCCGACCUCGGUGCCGCUUCCAGCUGACGUGCUCACUCAAACAUGACGUCGACCAUGGCUGCCACGUCGGGCGUGCCGACCGCCGGCGGAGGGCCGACCUUGGUCGCCCGCGCCAGCAGCUGCGUUCCGCGGACCCGCGAUGCUGUCGCGCCGCCAGACGACGAGUCGCAGAUCGAUGACGACGAGUCGGACUCCGAGCACCCACCGCUGACCACGCUCUCUAGCGACGCCGUCGGCGUUGACUCGGAUCCGCCGCCGCCCUGCAGCGCAGCGAGGCCGCGGGCAAGAUCGGCGUCGAGCGCCAGGCUGGAAGUGAGGGCGUGCCAUUCGCUCGAGCUCGCAUGCGAGCUGUCACUGCUACUUGUUGAGCCCGUUGCUUGCUCCAGCGCAGCCCGCUUGUGGGCAAUGGCGAGGAGGAUGUGGUCGACGUCCGGCUCGUUCUCGUCCAGCAGGACCGACGACGACGCCGGCGACGCCGAUGACGCCGACGAGCCGGCCGCACCCGCGCGGUCAAGCUGACGCGAUAGCCGCGCCAGCUGGCCCUCCACCGUCGCCUCCAGGUCUGAGUCGAGCGAGGAGAAUGAAGACAUCGACCAGCUCCG
This is a messenger RNA of Thecamonas trahens ATCC 50062, 666 nucleotides long. RefSeq lists its product as uncharacterized. The record is from RefSeq and is a predicted model, not a curated record. Bases 107 to 583 code for a protein of 158 amino acids. Lineage: Eukaryota; Apusomonadida; Apusomonadidae. The transcript has a single exon.